UAUCUGAAGCAUCAAAUUAUUAGUAGAAAUUAUAUACCAAAAGUGGCGUUUUCAAGUAUGAACAAUAUCAAAUUAAUAUAAACAUUACUUUAAUCACAUGAAUUCUAUCAGAUAAUUAUGUUGAUUAAAUGCUUUUAAUAGGGUAUAUUAAUUAAUUUUCUUGUAAUAAUAUUAUAUUUAUAAUUGACAUACUAAAAAUUUUCCAAUAAAAUCUAUUCCCGUAAAAAAAAAAAAUACUAAAUAAAAAGAGAAAAAGAGCGGGCAAUUCAAGUACAGAAAGUGUUUGGUUUGCUGGGUUUGUUUGGAUCAGAGCUGCAAAAAGAAAUAAAUUUCAGAUGCACUGCCCAUUGAAACCUUAAAACGGUCGAUUUUAACUUGAAAAUUUGAAACGAACCAAAGAAAUAAGAGAAUGGAGUUUGACGACGAAGACUGGGGUUUAAGCGCAGAAGAACUCGACUCCCUUGAGAAAGACGCUUACCGGAAGGUCGCUCAACAACAACAGCAGCACCAGCAGCAGCAUUUCUCUUCUUCUUCCCAUAAAACUCAGCCCACACUUUUUAACACCACCAAACCCAUCUUUGAUUCUCUUUCAAAGAAGGUGGAAUCUUCGCCUUCUAGAAACAGAGUAUUACCCUCUUCGGUCAUGUACAAAGGAAAGCCUGAUGAAAGCUUAAAGGAUUUCCCAAAGCAAACUGUCAAAUUUAUUUUUCAUGCCAGUGGAAAUAUUGCUGCUAAAUUUUCAUAUGACUCGGUAUUAGUAGCUGCAAUCCGUAAGGUCCCCAAGGCCACUUGGAAUGCAAAAGAAAGAUUGUGGAUUUUCCCUCUGUCCUCUCUGUCAUCAGCUGAAAAAGCUCUAUCUGAAAUAUCCGGUUCUAAUAUUGAGGUAGAAAACCUAGAUCCCUUGGUGCAACAUGCUAUUGCUGCUGCUUCUACUGUUCCAGACCUUCGAGACCGGUAUGACAGGAUACCUAAUUAUAUUGAGUCAAAGCUUCUGCCUUUUCAGCGAGAUGGUGUUAGGUUUGUGUUGCAGCAUGGAGGGCGUGCUCUCCUAGCAGAUGAAAUGGGACUAGGAAAGACUUUACAGGCUAUGGCUGUAGCAGCAUGCCUUCGUGAUUUCUGGCCUGUUCUUAUAUUCACACCAUCUUCCCUGCGUUUGCAUUGGGCUUCAAUGAUUCAACAAUGGCUGAAUGUUCCUUCAUCAGAUAUACUUGUUGUUUUAUCACAAUGUAGCGGAUCAAACAGAGCUGGGUUCACAAUAUUAUCAUCUAAUACCAAGGGCAACAUUCAUCUUGAUGGCCUAUUCAACAUCAUCUCUUAUGAUGUGGUCCCUAAGCUACAAAAUGUUCUAAUGGCUUCUGAGUUUAAGGUUGUGAUUGCAGAUGAGUCGCACUUCUUGAAAAAUGCUCAAGCAAAGAGGACAACUGCCUCUCUUCCAGUUAUAAAGAAGGCUCAGUAUGCAAUGUUACUUAGUGGAACUCCUGCUUUAUCCAGACCAAUAGAGCUAUUUAAACAGAUCAUAAGCAUUGAUGCGUUGCAGCUGGAAGCUUUAUAUCCUAAUGUGUACAAGAAUGUCCAUGAAUAUGGUAACAGAUAUUGCAAGGGGGGAGUUUUCGGUGUUUAUCAAGGUGCAAGUAACCAUGAAGAGUUACACAACCUGAUGAAGGCAACAGUGAUGAUUCGCAGACUUAAAAAGGAUGUCCUUUCUGAGCUUCCUGUGAAGCGUCGACAGCGAGUUUUCUUAGAUUUGGGUGAAAAGGAGAUGAAAAAAAUAAAUGCCUUAUUCCGCGAGUUGGAGGUGGUAAAAGGAAAAAUUGAGGCAUGCUCAUCUUCAGAGGAGGUUGAAUCACUUAAGUUUUCUAAGCAGAAUCUUAUUAAUAAGAUAUAUACUGACUCUGCUGAAGCCAAGGUCCCUGGUGUUUUAGAUUAUCUGGGAACUGUCAUUGAGGCAGGUUGCAAAUUUCUAAUAUUUGCUCAUCAUCAACCCAUGAUUGAUGCAGUACAUGAGUUUCUUCUUAAAAGGAAAGUGGGUUGCAUUCGCAUUGAUGGCAGCACCCCCCCAGCAUCAAGGCAAGCAUUAGUUACUGAUUUCCAGGAAAAUGAUGCUAUAAAGGCAGCAGUGCUGUCUAUCAAAGCUGGAGGUGUUGGAUUAACUUUAACAGCUGCCAGCACUGUUAUUUUUGCGGAAUUGUCUUGGACUCCUGGUGACCUAAUUCAAGCCGAAGACAGGGCUCACAGGAUUGGACAGGUUUCUUCAGUCAAUAUCUAUUACCUUCUAGCAAAUGACACUGUCGAUGACAUUAUAUGGGAUGUAGUCCAGAGCAAGUUGGAAAACUUAGGACAGAUGCUUGAUGGCCAUGAGAACACCUUGGAAGUUUCAGCCAGUCAGCAAAGAACCAGCCCUGCGAAGCAGAAAACGCUAGACUCUUAUAUGAAGAGGUGUAAUAAUGUGGAUGAUUUGGAAUAUCAGUCCAAGUCCAAAUACCGUAGGCAAUGAGGGACUUACAGCAUCAAAUGGUAUUAUAUCAUUAGAACUUUGCAUUGAGUUCAAUAAUUGAAAGUUGAGAGAGUGGCAAUGGAGAUAUUAGCACAGCUUUUGGCAGAAUGGGGACAUGAUAAUUGUCUUUGCUGGCAUUUUAUGUUAUUUUGUGAGGAAGAACAUGUCAAAUCUCAAAUGGAUGGGCAAAUACAGAACAAAACUCAGAUAGAGGCUUGUAAUUUUUUUUUUUAAUUUUUUUUUUAAUUUUUUUGGCUUGGGGAUAUUCUUCAUGUAGAAACCAGCGCUGGAAAUUGAGGCCUUUUUAUAUGUGCAAGUCUUGGAAGUUGGUAGGCCAUUUGAGGAAAAUCCUGUAGCAGUUGUAGCAUUCAGUGGAAGUAGCCUUUGGUGGGUACGAAGGGUCUAUAUAGUGCAUCUGAAACUGCUAAUAGGUGCCUGCGAAAUAUGUGUAUGUAAUAUGAAAUGUAUGCAGUUAGAAGAAAAGCAAAUUAUAGCUCAGAAGCUUGUUUGUCCUUUUUUAACUCUUGCCUUGGGUUAAUUUUACUUUUCUUCUUCAUGCUGA
Jatropha curcas is the source of this 3056-nucleotide messenger RNA. The record is from RefSeq and is a predicted model, not a curated record. NCBI's taxonomy places the organism in Eukaryota, Viridiplantae, Streptophyta, Magnoliopsida, Malpighiales, Euphorbiaceae.